Messenger RNA from Trichosurus vulpecula (common brushtail), 3117 nucleotides. Its product is annotated as potassium-transporting ATPase alpha chain 2. Gene Ontology annotation, biological process: intracellular potassium ion homeostasis; potassium ion import across plasma membrane; proton transmembrane transport. The record is from RefSeq and is a predicted model, not a curated record. The coding region runs from base 1 to 3117 and encodes 1038 amino acids. Gene Ontology annotation, cellular component: membrane. Lineage: Eukaryota; Metazoa; Chordata; Mammalia; Diprotodontia; Phalangeridae. The transcript has 23 exons. Gene Ontology annotation, molecular function: ATP binding; P-type sodium:potassium-exchanging transporter activity; ATP hydrolysis activity.
AUGGGCAAGAAAAAAUCAGAAGUUUACUCUAUUGAGGUCAAUGGUAUAAAAGACAUCGAAACAAUAGAUGAAGAAGAUGGCAAAGAAAAGUAUGGGGGCUUGAAGAACCACUUGGGAUAUAAGAAGGACCACCAGAAAGAAGAACUAAAGAAAGAACUUGAUCUGGAUGACCACAAACUCAACACUAAGGAAUUAGAAGACAAGUAUGGAACAAACAUCAUACGAGGUCUCACUAGCACAAAAGCAGCAGAGAUCUUGGCUCAAGAUGGCCCCAAUGCUCUUUCUCCACCCAAAGAAACUUCUGAAAUAAUAAAAUUCCUCAAACAAAUGGUGGGUGGAUUCUCCAUCCUCCUGUGGGCCGGAGCUGUCCUCUGUUGGAUUGCUUAUGGGAUCCAGUUUUCAAAGGACAAGUCUGCUUCCAUGGACAAUGUAUUUUUAGGUGUUGUGCUUGCCUUGGUGGUCAUCUUCACUGGGAUUUUUGCUUAUUACCAAGAGGCAAAAAGCACCAACAUCAUUGCCAGCUUCAGUAAAAUGAUUCCUCGGCAAGCCCUUGUCAUCAGAGAUGGAGAAAAGAGAGAGAUCCCUGCAGAGCAGCUGGUUGUAGGAGAUAUAGUAGAGAUUAAAGGUGGAGACCAGAUUCCUGCUGAUAUCAGGAUCCUGGCCUCACAUGGAUGUAAGGUAGAUAACUCAUCUCUUACUGGGGAAUCAGAGCCUCAAUCUCGAUCUUGUGAUUUUACCCAUGAGAAUCCCUUGGAGACAAAGAACAUUGGCUUUUACUCUACAACCUGCCUGGAAGGAACAGCAACUGGCAUGGUCAUCAACACAGGUGACCGUACCAUCAUUGGAAGAAUUGCCUCACUGGCUUCCGGUGUUGGGAAUGAGAAGACACCAAUUGCCAUUGAAAUUGAGCACUUUGUCCAUAUUGUGGCAGGGGUGGCUGUUUCUAUUGGUGUCUUCUUCUUCAUCAUUGCAGUAUCCAUGAAAUACCCAGUCCUAGAAUCCGUCAUCUUCCUCAUUGGCAUCAUUGUGGCCAAUGUGCCAGAAGGUCUUCUGGCUGCUGUCACUGUUAGUCUGUCCCUGACAGCAAAACGGAUGGCCAAGAAGAACUGUCUGGUGAAGAACCUGGAAGCAGUGGAAACUCUGGGCUCCACCUCCAUCAUCUGUUCUGACAAGACUGGGACCUUAACACAAAACAGAAUGACCGUGGCCCAUCUGUGGUUUGACAACCAAGUCUAUCAGGCUGAUACAAGUGAAGAUCAGAAAGGCCAGGUCUUUGACCAAAGUUCUGCAACCUGGGCCUCCUUAUCCAAGAUUAUAACACUGUGCAACCGAGCUGAAUUCAGACCAGGACAGGAAAGUGUCCCCAUCAUGAAGAAAAUUGUGGUGGGAGAUGCUUCAGAAACUGCCCUCCUGAAGUUCUCAGAAGUCACCAUGGGUGAUGUGAUGGAAAGAAGAAAAAGAAACAGAAAAUUGGCUGAAAUCCCUUUUAAUUCCACCAACAAAUUCCAGCUCUCCAUCCAUGAGACAGAUGACCCCAAUGACAAGCGCUUCCUCUUGGUGAUGAAGGGAGCCCCUGAGAGGAUCCUGGAGAAAUGCAGCACCAUCAUGAUCAAUGGCCAGGAGCAACCUCUGGAUGAGAGCACUGCAGAGGCCUUCCAAACUGCUUACAUGGAGCUGGGAGGCUUAGGAGAGAGAGUGCUGGGUUUCUGUCAUCUCUACCUGCCAGAAGAUGAGUUUCCAGAUACCUAUCCCUUUGAUAUAGAGACCAUGAACUUUCCCACCUCUGACCUCUGCUUUGUGGGGCUGCUGUCGUUGAUUGAUCCCCCUCGAUCCACUGUCCCUGACGCAGUGACCAAGUGCCGCAGUGCUGGCAUCAAGGUUAUUAUGGUGACAGGUGAUCAUCCCAUCACAGCCAAAGCCAUUGCCAGAAGUGUGGGCAUCAUUUCAGCCAAUAGUGAGACUAUAGAAGACAUUGCAAAACGUCUUAAUGUUCCCGUUGAGCAGGUUAACAAAAGGGAAGCAAAGGCAGCUGUGGUCAAUGGAAUGGAGCUGAAGGAAAUGAGCCCAGAGCAGCUGGAUGAGGUCUUGAUCAACCACACCGAAAUCGUCUUUGCAAGGACAUCUCCCCAACAGAAGUUGAUCAUUGUGGAGGGCUGUCAGAGACAGGGUGCUGUUGUUGCAGUGACAGGGGAUGGUGUUAAUGAUUCCCCAGCCCUAAAGAAGGCUGAUAUUGGGAUUGCCAUGGGAAUUGCAGGUUCUGAUGCAGCAAAAAAUGCAGCAGACAUGGUUUUACUAGAUGACAACUUUGCCUCUAUAGUGACAGGUGUAGAGGAAGGUCGCCUAAUCUUUGAUAAUUUGAAGAAAACCAUUGCUUUCACCCUGACCAAAAACAUUGCUGAACUUUGUCCUUUCCUGAUCUUCAUUAUUGCUGGGGUCCCCCUACCCAUCGGUACUAUCACCAUCUUGUUCAUUGACUUGGGCACUGAUAUUAUUCCUUCCAUUGCCUUAGCCUAUGAGAAAGCUGAGAGUGAUAUCAUGAACCGGAAGCCACGCCACAAGAAGAAGGACAGAUUGGUGAAUCAACAACUGGCUUUGUAUUCUUAUCUACAUAUAGGAAUCCUGCAGUCUUUGGGAGCCUUCCUUGCCUAUUUCAUUGUCUAUGCAGAGCAAGGAUUCAAACCUAUCCAGCUCAUUUUCUUACGGUCAGAAUGGGAAAAUGAUAAUAUAAAUGACCUUGAAGACAGCUAUGGACAAGAAUGGACAAGAUAUCAGCGGAAGUAUUUGGAAUGGACUGGAUAUACUGCUUUCUUUGUUGCAAUCAUGGUCCAGCAAAUAGCAGAUUUAAUCAUCAGAAAGACUCGGAGAAAUUCUAUUUUCCAGCAAGGUCUCUUCAGAAAUAAAGUCAUCUGGGUAGGGAUUAUAUCUCAAAUUAUCAUAGCAUUAAUCCUCUCCUGUGGCCUUGGAAGUGUUCCAGUCCUGAAUUUCACCACACUUCGGGUUCAGUAUUGGUUUGUGGCAGUACCGUAUGCCAUUGUCAUCUGGCUAUAUGACGAGUUAAGGAAACUCCUAAUUAGGCGCUAUCCAGGAAGCUGGUGGGAUAAGAACAUGUAUUACUGA